Nicotiana tabacum (common tobacco) is the source of this 1357-nucleotide messenger RNA. RefSeq lists its product as uncharacterized. The record is from RefSeq and is a predicted model, not a curated record. Lineage: Eukaryota; Viridiplantae; Streptophyta; Magnoliopsida; Solanales; Solanaceae.
AUUCCCAUCCCUAUGUCUCUCCUUCUCCAGCUAUUACAGUCUCCUUAUUCUUUAAUUUAAUAUACUUACCCUCACUCUCUCUCCCCUUGAGCUUCUAUCUAUCUCUCUAUAUAUAUAAACAGAUGUGAUAGUAAUUAAUAUUUUCAGAGAGAAGCUUCAGCGCCUGCCACUAAACGAUUGAGAUCGAAUGGGUAGAGCUCCUUGCUGUGACAAAGCCAACGUGAAGAGAGGACCAUGGUCACCUGAAGAAGAUGCCAAGCUCAAGUCCUAUAUCCAGCAACAUGGCACUGGUGGUAACUGGAUCACCCUUCCUCAGAAAGUUGGUCUCAAGAGAUGCGGGAAGAGUUGUCGGCUUAGAUGGCUGAAUUACCUCCGACCAAACAUCAAGCACGGGGAGUUCACUGAGGAGGAAGACAACAUAAUAUGCAGUCUCUAUCUAAGUAUUGGCAGCAGGUGGUCAAUUAUAGCUGCUCAAUUACCUGGACGAACGGACAAUGAUAUCAAGAACUACUGGAAUACAAAGCUGAAGAAAAAACUACUAGGCAAACAGCGAAAGGAUCAUCGGCCUCGGACAGGAUACCAUCAUAAUAAUAAGCUAGAGAUGAUGAAGGAAAACGAGAAUUUCUUUGCUAAUCCAGAUAUAAAUGCAUAUUAUUCUUGGCCUCCCCAAUCACUACUAUUCUCUACACUAAUUGCUCCACAAAGUGACCUGGCAGAAAGCAGUGCAAACACCCACAAUUUUCAGUAUUCCCUUGAUCAGGUUUAUUUCUGCCAAGAUCAACUGUGCCAAAGCUCGACAAAUCAGCUUGCCUCUAUUAAUCCUCUUAAUAUCAAUACAUGUGAUUCUUCAGUGACAAGCAGCUAUUACCCCAGCAUUAUUAAUGGAGUUAGCAACAACAGUUUCCAAGAGUAUAAUAAUUACGUUCCCGUUGGCCUGUCCGAUAACGUGCUUAACAGUACUUCUAGUCAUUCUCAACAAAUGGAUAAAAGUGUAUUGGAAAUGGUCAAUAGCCGCACUAUUAGCACUACAUCACCAGAUAUUAGUACAGGCUGGGAAGAGUUGAGCCCUUUAAUUGUUUACCCUCCAUCAGUAUCCUGUUCUGAAACCCAGCAAGAAAUAUCACCCUAUUAUGUACUUGAAGAGUCAAGAUACUUGGGGUUGUUGAAGCAGUGAUUAUAAUCUUAGCCAUAUAUGUAACUGUAAACAUAUGAAUUACGAAAUUUGCGUUUACAGUAACUUUUUCUAGUUUCAGUCGAGUUUUCAGUGUGCCUUUUCACUGAACCUUGGAGAUAUGUUUGGUUUCUAUUAUCACUUUCAUCGUUACUACAUUAUAAAAUUCUUUGUAUUUGCUCGAUG